CAUCAGUUAAUAAUCGAUCGCGAACCUAGACACAUCGUGAAAAUACAUUCGUCGGGGAACGUUUGUACUAUUUCAGAAAUAUGUUCACAAAACAUAUAAAGAUCGCGCAAUUAUUGCUUUUGUACUGUGUCGUCGUACAAAGUUAUGUCAUACCUGAAAAUAGAUCGCUGACCAAAGAUGGUAAUUCCUUUCAAGAUUUGUAUAAUAUUAAUGAGGAAACCGAGAGAUUCAGGAUUACAUUCGGGAUCAAUCUAUAUUCCUUCUUCUGGUUAUCAUAUAAGUGGAGCAGUUCUAUAUCCUAUUCAAACAACAGAGAAAGAUCUUUUAAUGAGUAUCCGCUGAAAGAUCAAUAUUCAGUGCCCGUAGAAAAAAGAGACAUAGACAAAAGAAUAGGAGAUCAAAUGACCCCCACCAAAAUUAUAGAGCACAUUGAGUUAAUCACAUCCCAGUUAAAGGAAUUUAAUAAAAUUUUAAUGAUAAAGAAUGCUACUAAAUCCUCCCAAAACUUGACCAAAGAUACCGAGACACAUCUAUUACGGUUCGUAAUAAUGGUAUAUCAAUGGAUCUCCGAUGUAAUGGUCCAAAAUAUUCUCGGCAAAUUAUACCACAAGCAUCUCUUAGAGCUUCGAGAGAAAUGUAUGCCGAACCCUGAGGGCUACACACACGGUCAAAUAAUAAAUCCUUCCGAUAUUAUAAACGAGAUCAGAACGAUCCAUGACAAGUUACGUGAAGAAUCAAAGGAUUUAUUCGAGAAAACGGAAUUAUCAAGAAUGACCAGCGCUCUCCUUCUUGCUAUUAAUUCGAUCGUAUCUGAUUUAAAUGAGAGACUAAAAUCUGAGGAUGCUGUAAUAUCGUUAAAUCUCAAUAUCAACCUAUGCGAGUUUCAAUUUGUUGCAUAUCAAUGGGCCCUUCGUAUACGUUACCCGAAUAUUUACAAGAAUCCUGUCGAUAAGAACUCCCAGCCUCCAUUGGAAGGUCAAUCUUCAUCGCCAAUGGAAAAAAAUUACAACGGACCGACAGAUAAGAAUAAUACCGCAGAUGUUUUGGAGCAUGAGAAUAAGUCAUCGACCGAAGGCAUCGAUGUUUCUACUGAAAGUGUAUACAAAUCCAAACAAAUCAUACGUUACACAUUAGAAAUGCAGCUAUUCAUUUUCUCACAGAUAACACAAGAGUGGUUUUCUUAUGGUUUUCUAUUUAUGCACGGUACCCUUGAAGGAAGAUCUUUUAAUGAUUUUCAGCUUCCACUGGAUGAUCAGCCUUUCUCAUUGCCCUUGAAAGAGAGCGGCUAUGAACUGGAAGAUGAUGAGGAAAUAACCAUCAAGGACUUCAUGGACAACGUUAAAUUGACUAAACGUCUAGUAAACGAAAACUUAAAAGCAUCCGAGAAAAUUACAAUAGGCACAGAUAAGAAUUUCUUUAAAAAAUUAGAGAAUCGCACACAUAUCAAAAGAUCCACCUUUGAAAAAGAGAACAGAAUCAAGCACUUAGAAUCCCUUCGAGUAAAGUACAUAUUGACGAUAUAUCGGUGGAUUUCUAAUAUAAUAAUUUUCAAUACCAUUGGCGGAACGUCUUUCAGUGACUUCUUUCCACAUCUACAAGAUUGUCAAUCUAUGUUUCCUAUGAAAAAGAUGCAGGAGCAACUACAUGAAUUUGAGAUAAUAAGUAAGGAAAUUAUACAUCUCACCAAGUUGCUCCAGACUGCCUCUAAAAUUUGAGGAAACUUAUACAACGCAUACUGGCGA
This is a messenger RNA of Acromyrmex echinatior (Panamanian leafcutter ant), 1742 nucleotides long. RefSeq lists its product as hypothetical. Lineage: Eukaryota; Metazoa; Arthropoda; Insecta; Hymenoptera; Formicidae. The record is from RefSeq and is a predicted model, not a curated record.